AUGGCUCUCAUCUCCGCGCGCACAAUCAUCACCUCCAUCUCCCUCUUCCACAUCACCCUCGGCUUCUUCUUCCUCACGAAUCCCGCCACGAUAGCUGACCAGGCCAUCGUCUACGUCAUGGGCGAGGCCAUGGGCAUGCCUUACGCUCGGAGCUUCGAAUCCCAGUCACCGCCCCUCGCUUUUCUCGCCGUUAUCCUCGCCGUCAUGGGCAUUUCCGACCUCGUGAGCCUCAGCCUCCCUGAAGAAGUCUGCCUGUUCCACCACUGGGGCACGCAAGCUCCCAUCCGCCUCGCAAUCGCCUUUGGCCUCAACUUCUACACCUUCAUGUUCUCGUCCACCUCCCCGCUCUACUACUCGAACCCGCGCGGCCGCAUGGCUCAUCCUCCGGCCCACGCCCAAAACCCUUCGUACCACGCCUCCUCCUGGGGCGGCGACGGUCUCAAGAACCGCGUCUUCUUCACCUUUGCCUUUGUCGAGAUGGUUAGCUGGUUCUGGAUCUGGGUCACAUUGAGGGAGGAGAGGGCCCAGGCUAUGGCCAAGAAGGCGAGGAAGCAUAGUCACGAAUUUUAA
This is a messenger RNA of Parascedosporium putredinis, 570 nucleotides long. NCBI's taxonomy places the organism in Eukaryota, Fungi, Ascomycota, Sordariomycetes, Microascales, Microascaceae. The record is from the annotation of a GenBank genome assembly.